Messenger RNA from Paecilomyces variotii, 1713 nucleotides. Its product is annotated as putative MFS multidrug transporter. The record is from RefSeq and is a predicted model, not a curated record. Bases 1 to 1713 code for a protein of 570 amino acids. Gene Ontology annotation, molecular function: transmembrane transporter activity. Gene Ontology annotation, biological process: transmembrane transport. NCBI's taxonomy places the organism in Eukaryota, Fungi, Ascomycota, Eurotiomycetes, Eurotiales, Thermoascaceae. The transcript is spliced from 4 exons.
AUGUCGUCGUCUUCGGGGCAAGACUCUUCUGAGCCUGGAAAAUGGGUGGAAGAAGUACACAUACAACGUUCGGAGAAUUCGACAAUCGAGAGUGUAUCGAGAAACAGUUUAGAUAUCGCGCACAACUAUGAGAAAGCGCUCACACCACAGAUUUCCCGGGCCUCGCAACCAUCACUAAGACAGAAGGUGACCUCUGUCGGCACCGCAGGUACUACGGAUCCCAACUUCGAGGUCGACUGGGAGGAUGAAGACGAUCCUGCAAAUCCUCGGAACUGGUCGUUGGCGUACAGGAGUAUGAUGGUGGGCUUCUUAUCUUGGAACACAUUUAUAGUUGUUCUAUAUUCGACCUCCUAUACUGCGGGGAUAGCCAACAUUGCUUCCGACUUGAACGCUUCUCAAACCGUAGUGACUCUUGGAUUGACCCUUUAUUUGAUCGGCCUUGCGGUCGGCUCUGUUAUCAUCGCUCCCCUGAGUGAGACGUAUGGUCGAAAGCCAAUAUCAGUCAUCUGCAUGUUCCUGAUGCUAGUCCUGAUUAUACCUGCGGCGCUGGCUACAUCAGUGGCGGAACUUCUUGUUGUGCGAUUGAUCGGGGCAUUUGCAGGGAGUGCGAUGAUUGCUAGCGCACCUGGGACGUUGGCAGACAUUGUGGACGAUGAACAUAGAGCAUUGGCCUUCUCCGUCUGGAGUCUUGGACCACUGAAUGGACCUGUUUUCGGUCCAAUCAUUGGUGGUUUUGUUACCCAGUACCUCGGCUGGAGGUGGACGGAUUGGAUUGUCAUGAUGAUGACGGGAGUUGCGUUGAUGUUUUCGUGUAUUAUGAAGGAGACAUAUACUCCGGUCCUACUUCAGCGCAAAGCUGCACGGAUUCGUAAGGAGACGGACGAUCCGCGAUGGUGGAGUCGAUACGACCAAAAAGUGGCAUUGAGUGAGGUUUUGAAGAUUAAUCUGACCAGACCGUUCAUAAUGGCGGUUGUUGAGCCGAUCUGCAUCUUCUGGAACAUCUAUAUCGCCAUUGUAUACGCCAUUCUCUAUCUCUGCUUUGUGGCUUAUCCAAUUGUCUUCCGGGAAAUUCGGGGUUGGUCUGUUGGCUUGUCGGGACUGGCGUUUAUUGGAAUUGGCGUUGGUUCCAUCCUCACCAUUGUCUGCGAGCCAUUGAUACGCCGUCUCAUCAACCGCCACAAGGUCGAUCCGGAGACGGGGAGGGUUCCACCGGAAGCAAUGGUUUCAUUUGUCUGUAUAGCAGCUGUCUUCAUCCCCAUCGGCGAACUCUGGUUUGCCUGGACCUGUUCGCCAGCCUCCAUCCACUGGGUAGUGCCCAUUCUUGCGGGCGUGCCGUUCGGAGCAGGAAAUACUGGUGUUUUUAUCUACGCGACAAACUACCUGACUCACAGCUACGGUAUCUAUGCCGCAUCAGCUCUGGCCGGUAACGCUGUUAUCCGUAGCAUCCUAGGAGGCGUUCUUCCCCUCGCGGGUCCCUACAUGUACGCCAGUCUGGGGGCUAAUUGGGCCGGAACUUUGCUAGGGUUGAUGGAGGUGGCUAUCAUUCCGAUCCCUAUCAUCUUUUACAAGUAUGGCUACAAGAUCCGCCAAAAGAGCACUCUCAUCCAGAUGAUGCAAGACGAUAAGAAGAAGCUCGAAGGGAAGCGUCAAUUGAGAAGAGACCAGGAAGCUGCAGCAGAGCUGAGGGAAGCACAAAAGCGAGAGGAAGUAUAA